This is a messenger RNA of Xiphophorus hellerii (green swordtail), 4877 nucleotides long. RefSeq lists its product as uncharacterized. The record is from RefSeq and is a predicted model, not a curated record. Gene Ontology annotation, molecular function: protein dimerization activity. The coding region runs from base 2755 to 4020 and encodes 421 amino acids. NCBI's taxonomy places the organism in Eukaryota, Metazoa, Chordata, Actinopteri, Cyprinodontiformes, Poeciliidae. The transcript is spliced from 2 exons.
UUCAUGCUCACCACAGCACAGAGACCGCCCUCGUAAAAGUGUUCAAUGACAUCCAUAUAAAUACGGGCUGUGGGAGAACCACAGUGCUGGUUCUGUUGGACUUCAGUGCAGCUUUCGACACUGUUGACCAGUGUUGUAGUACUCGAAAACGGUCUUGGUCUCGAGACCGGUCUUAAGACCAUUUUUUGAUAGUCUCGGUCUUGUCUCGGACUCGACCACAUUUGGUCUCGGUCUUGUCUCGGUCUCGGACAUUGAGGACUCGGUAUUUUAUUUCAAGACCGGUCAAGACCACAACUGUGAAAAUAACGCUAAAUCAUCAGUAUCAAUUUCUUUAAGAUCCUUCUUUUUAUUGGAUGCACUCCUGAUUCAAAUCCAAGCAAUAACCCGUCUCAUUGGUAAAUGCAUGUUGUUGUUUUUUUAACUGCUGUCGCCCCACCCCCUUUCACCUUGAGCGCGGACUGCAGCACUUCGAUUGAAAGUUACAAGUGGUUGUCUGAGAAGGGGAUAAGAUGUCGGCCAAAUCAUCGGUUAUAAAAUUUGGCUAUUUAAAUCACAAACAAUACAUUUGUAAAGCAACAUUGAGAAAAAAGCAUACAGCGCAAUGUAAGUUCUGCAGUGCUUCACUAUCAGAGACGGUGGGGACUACGUCCAACUUUUAUCGACACCUUGAAAGAAAGCACAAAGAAAGGUAAGCUGUGUGUAAAAGUGAUAUUAGGAAAGCUAGCAAGUUAACGUAAGCAAUUUCCUCGGUAUCAAAAUUAUUCUACCCGGCCAUCACACAGUUCUUAUUUCAAUAUUAGCUACACAUAUUAAGUUAGCUAAAGUUAUAUAUGUAUGCUUUAUCUUUUAGGGUGAAUGUUCUCCUUUCUUAUCCGCUAUUUGCCACCUAGCUUGAUGCACAAGUUGUCACCUAGUAGUGUUUGUGAAAACAUGUCGGACAUUACUGAUUUAAUUUAAAGAAGUGUUGAUUCGUGUUGUGCAUGGACAACGCUGUUUCAAUUACAGCUUUCCUGAACAUGUCUCCGUAUUUCUGUCGGCUUCAUGAGUGGAUUGCAGCACAUAGGUGGAAGCAGAGCAAAAAUAAAAGUCUGAAUAGAUAAUCGUAAUAUAUUUUGGUUCUUGUUCAAUACUUCUCAUGAAGGAGAAGACUGAUGUGGAAGUCUCUACCUAUGUUUAUUAAUAACCAUAAUAAGGUGACGUACGUAACCAUGACAGAACAAUGGUUCGUAAUGGUUCUGUCAAUAAGUCACCAUGACAGAACGUAAUGGUUCGUAAUGGUUCUGUCAAUAAGUAACCAUGACAGAACAUAAUGGUUCGUAAUGGUUCUGUCAAUAAGUAACCAUGACAGAACAUAAUGGUUCGUAAUGGUUACGUUCUGUAACGUAACCAUGACAGAACGUAAUGGUUCUGUCAGCAUGUGCUGGCUUGUGCUGGUGGGUAACCCCAAUGUCUCCAAAGCCAUCAUAUAUAAUUUAUUAAUGUGCCAAACCUGAUAUGCUUAACCUUAAAUAAGUUGUAUUUUCUUGCAUUGGUCCUACAAUUAACAUUAUUAAGGGAAGUAAGCAAAUGCAGUUAACCUUGAGAGACUGAGUCGACUGGACAUAUAAUAACAUCCUGUUCCUAAGUUAGAUUUUUUCUUUCUCAUGAAAAACAAUUAUGAGACAGUGAAUGAAUUCAUUCACUGUCUCAUAAUUAUGAACUAAGGUCAAUGUAAGUUACAUUGACCUUAGGAGCUGGAUAUAGCUCCUGACAUUGAAGAUAAGACGUGGAGGUGAUGCUCUGUUGUUUGGCUGUGGGAACUAGUCUAUAGAUAUAAGCAGAGAGUGAAGAGACUAAUAUGCCUCACCUUAUGAAAAAUUAAUAAAUUAGUUGCUUUGUAUGGAUAUAGGCAAAUUACUUUUAGAAACCACAUUGUUAUGUUGCCAUUUACAAUUUCAGGUCAAUAAGUAACUUUUUACCAGUUCACUCUCUAUGGUUCAUACCAUAUCAGUCAUUUAACUUACUUGUUUAUCCAUUUCAAAAAUGUGAUGGCCAAAAUACCAUUGAUUUGCAUUUUGUUUAUCUACAUGCGUUUCUAGUAACAUUACAUUACACAUAUUUGACAUGUAUUUGUAAAGUUCCUACUUAUUUUUAAGGUUGUUUUCUUAUGUAAUUGAUGUUCAUAUGAUCAGAUAAACUGAUUUCUAUGUCCUAUUUAUUAGGUUCCUGGAAUACAAGGCAGGGCAACAGAGUGAUGUCACACAGCCAACAAUAUCGUUAUUUACACAGAAAGUGCAGCUCUACAGCCCACAAUCGCCAAGGCAGCAAGCCAUCAGUGAAGCCAUUGUUCAAGAUUUGAUCAUUGGAUGUUGUCUGCCCCUCUCCCUCGUGGAAAAUGGACACUUUAAACACUUUCUUGAAGUCCUGGACAGUAAAUACACACCAAUCUCUAGAAAAACAGUUUCUGAGAGACGAAUUCCAGAAUUGGUCAGAAAAGUCAAGGAAACUGUCUUGGAGAAACUGAAGACCCAGUCGUCUGUGUCAUUAACAACUGACCUUUGGUCUGAUCGCAGGCUACGCUCCUUUCUUGGGGUGACUGCCCAUGUGUGCUACAAAUCUAAAGAUUGCUAUGCACUUGAAUCCUACCUGCUGGACUGUAGGCGUUUUACAGGGAGGCAUACUGGAGAGCACAUUGCGUCUGCCUUUGAGGAGAUCACUGAGGAAUAUGGUAUUCGUGACAAAAUUAGCUAUAUCAUAACAGACAAUGCACCCAAUAUGAAAUGUGCUUUCAAAGUACACAUGCCCCAGCAGCAAUCUGAUGACAGUGAGAGUGAAGAGGAUAAUUUAGAUGACGAGCACUUGUGGGAGGACAUUAAUUCAGAGGAAGACAUUGACUUACCAUGGUCAUCUGGUGAACGUCUUUCCUGCUUUGCACACUCUCUCCAGUUAGUUGUGCAUGAUGGUAUGAAGGAGGUCAAGACCAUUUCUCGCACCAUAGCAAAAACGUCAAAGUUCGCAACCCUUUUACAUAGCAGCUCACAAUUUAAAGAUAAGUUUGAGGCUGCAUUUGGCACCAAUAAAAGUGUUCCAGCUGCAAAUACAACUCGUUGGAACAGUACAUUUAAACAAGUACAGGCCCUUACAACUCUAGAACACAAAUCACUCAGUGAAAUGUGCAACAAAGACUAUGAGGAUGUCGUGUUCAGUGCGCGGGAGUGGAACCAGCUAAAGGAGCUAUGUAUAGUUCUUUCUCCAUUUGCUGAAGCAACAGAGCUGACCCAAGGGGAAAGAUCAGUGACUAUUAGUAUGGUGGUUCCAACUGUACUGGACUUGAACACACACCUCCUCAAGAUGGAGGAGACCCGAAUGCAGUGCCGGCCGUUGGUCAGAGCCCUCCAGCAGUCUCUGGUGAAAAGAUUUUCUGGAAUCUUUACAAAAACAAACAUGGCCAAAGACAGUGGAAGAGAGGAACCUUUUAACCAUGAUGUGUACUUCUUUGCUGCCAUGCUGGAUCCACAGUUUGGCUUAAGCUGGGUGGAUUUAGUUGUUACCAACGGAGGUAAUGCAGCAUCGGUGAAGAAGUUCAGAGAUGAACUUAAGAAGACACUGACAGACACAUUGAUCUUUGGGGUGGAGAACAUGGAGAGUACAGAUGACAAGUGCUCAGAAGCCAUGAAUGUGGAUCCAACCAGUCAUUCGCCACCAGCCAAAUGCCCUCGACUUCUGUCACGCUACAAGGCACAUAAGAAGCACAGCUCCUCUGUCCAGAAUUCAAGUAUUGCAACACAAUUAAACAGAUACUUUAAUGAUAUAAGAGACUGUGACAGUGACAAUGCUCUUGCCUUCUGGGGAGAAAACCAGUCCAAAUAUCCUCAACUGCACAAUUUGGCUUUGAAAGUGCUAUCCGUCCCUGCCUCCUCUGCACCAGUGGAAAGGGUUUUUAGUCGAGGAGGCAUUGUAAUGAGACCCCAUCGUGCACGUUUAGGUGCAAAAAUGCUGCAGUCUCUAAUCUUUCUGAAGUGCAAUGAAACCUUACUUUAAACUAAUUUUAUGUAUCACCUACUUUAUUUCAACCACUGUUCAACUACAUGGUUAUCCUUGUUCUCGAGUUUUGCCAUUGACGUUUUCUAAAGCUUUGGCGUAUUAUGAAACUGCUUCCAGUUGUAUAAUUUUAUUUUUGAAACGCAUGCAGUUGGGCCUCUAAAUGUCAGAUUUCUUUAUUAUGUAUGUUAUGUAUAAGUUGCUACAUCCAUUCAACAGCAGAGUUAAAGAUGCAGUAUGUAACUUUGUUAAAACAAAAAAAUAUCUUUGUAAAAGUUAUAUAGUUUUUUUUAUAUAUUUAUGUCACUAUGUUGUGUCAGUAUGUUAUGAGACCGACAAGCUGUGAAAAUAUUGAGCUCCUCUGCCUUUUCUCCAUGUUCCCAGUGCUAACUGGAGAAAUACACUGCUUGGUCAAAAACAAACCAUCUGAUCCAGCAAAAGGGUCUUAGAACUGAUAAAAGUCAGUCAUGUUUUUGUGCACGUAUUUCAAUGGGGUUUGUAUUUCUGCAGAUGGCAGUAGUCGCUCAGGGAGGAAGUGAAGGAGAUCAAUCUUUUUUUCAACAAAUUAUCUGUCUCAUAACAUAUUGUCACAACUUGGUGAUAGAUAUAGAUUUAUUUAAGAAAAGUUAUAUAAUGUAGCUAUAAUCUGUAUACGAGAGAGAAACGAGAGAAAUGAUUGGCAUUUUUUCAGUUUUACAUAUUUGCACAUGGUUUUGAAAUAGCACAUUUAAAAACAACAUAAAUGUAUGUACUGUUCAUGAAAGGCAGAGAAAAUACUAUUUUGAUCGACUUUGAUUGUUUGAAAUUCUGUGAUUACAACAUAGAAGUACUAAAUAAAGAUGUUUAUGUUUAUUCCA